UAGGUAUCCAUCCGGUGUUCAAGGAGUAUACAUACCCGGAUCGUUAAACAUGGAUUGUAUGGUGAUAAAAUAAGAAUAGGAAUAUAUUUUGUAAUUCUAAAGUUUAUUUAUAUUUUUUUUCAAUAUUGAUUUUCACUAUAUAUCUUCUUUGGUAUUAUAUGCUUUUACACUUUAAAAUAAGAAGAAAAAAUAGCUAAAACUACAGGGCAUAAUACAAAAUGGCGACUGGUGGUAGUUUAUCGAGGGCAUUACAAGGCGGACACGAACCGUUCUAUGACUUUAAUUGUUCAUUAUGUGAGAAGGAAGGGAAACACAUGGAAGCUGUCAGAUACUGUGAAGAAUGCUUCGUCUACAUGUGUGACUCUUGUGUGAAUUACCACAACAGAUUUCCGCUUAACUCGAGACAUAAAUUGUUGGAUCAGAGCCAAUUUACGACGCUAAACCAACCCGCACUGAAGUCAUUCCCUACAAAGCGAUGUUUGAAACAUCCUGGAGAAUUAAUCAACAUCUUCUGUGAAGACCACGAUGUUGUAUGUUGCAGUGUUUGCAAGGCUCUUGAUCACAGUUCGUGCACUAAAACGCAGCAUUUACCUGACGCCGCUAAAGGUGUGUUAUUGAGCCAAGGAUACCAGAGUAUUAAGAAACAAGCAAAAGAGUUCCUGUCAGAGGUUAACAACGUACUUGCCAAUUUAUCAGCCGACAUUUUUCGUAUAGCCAAGGAGAAAGAUAAUAUUAAACAAACAAUUGCAAAUUUUCGCAAGAAAGUGAACAAAUACUUUGAUAAUUUAGAACAGAAAAGUCUUGAUGAACUAGAUUUUAGAGAGAAGAGAAUCACAACAAUUAUUGACAAAGAUUUGAAAUUCCUUCAUACAACAAAAACAAAGGCCGAAGACAUCCUUAAACAAAUAGAAACAUUCAAGGGGGAUAAUGAAUGUGAACUUUUCGUUCACGUUAAAAUGGGAAAGGAUUAUGUUCAUGAUAGUAUGGGCAUAGUUCACGGUUACUCAAAAUCGCAAAGAGAAGAGUCUAUCAAAUUUAUCAUAAAUCCUGAAAUCGAAGUCUAUCUUAGCAGCUUAAAGAAGUUGGGAACAUUUUCAAAAGCACGACUUUCGUCUACAUCCUCAGAAAUUCAAGUAGCCGUUCCGAAACAAUCUCCUGUGUCUCAAUCAAAACGAGCUGAUACUUCGAAAGACACUGGUUAUUAUCAGUUAGAGCUAUUUGGGAGAUAUAACGUGCAUGAAAAGUCUGACUCUAAUGACAGUUUUAUACGCGCCAUAUGUCAGCUACCUGAUCGAAAUAUCCUUAUUAUCGAUGCUAACAAUGGUAGUCUGAAACGACUCGAUCCGUCAUAUAAACUCAUUGAUUCUAUUAAGAUAAAUGGUUUUCUGUACAGUGUAUGUGCUGUUGGGUCUGAUGAGGUAGCUGUGUCACUGUGGACUGAUAAGAAAAUACAAAUUGUUUCUGUAGGAAGACGUCUGUCACUAAGGAGAACAUUCAGCACAGGUACCUACUGCAGAGGAAUGGCCUAUAUUGAUAAUAAACUGUAUGUGUGUUGUGGGGAUGUUUCUGAUUCGUCUUCAGGUUGUAUAGAAGUGUAUAACAAAGCCGGAAAACUAAAGCAUCGAAUAUUUCGUGCUGCACGUCAUUCAUCCUCUGUGCCAGAUUGUAUCAUAAGCAGCGAUGACGGCCAACAUCUCUUUGUUACAAUGUUUCGCAGUGAUACUAUUACUAUGCUUGAUUUUGCUGGCAAUGUUGUUAACACAUACAGUGAUAAAAAACUCAAAAAUCCAUGUGGACUCUGUACAUAUGGUAGAGGUCACGUGUUUGUAUGUGGGAAAGACAGUAAUACCGUCCAUAAGAUCACUCCAGAGAACAAUAAGAUAGAAGUAAUAUUGAGUGAAAGUGACGACAUAAAGAAUCCAUGGGGAGUUUGCUAUGACUGGAAAUAUUCCAGACUCUUGGUAUCUUGUGGUGAGUCAAAUGAACUUGUUGUAUUUAAUCUAAAAUAGACGAACGGGAUGAAUAAGUAACAAAUAAAUUUCUGCUGAAAGGCACAAUUAUCAUUAAACGAUAGACCAAACAGAACGAACAGUGGAAAGGUUUCGCUUGAUUAAGAGAAGGUGGUUAUGAGAGGGUUUAUGUAAAUUAUGUUAUUUGUUUAAGGUACUAUUGAAUGCAAUAAAGUCUGGCAUGAUUGAAUAUAUAAAAUUUUAUUAAUAAAAGAGCAUGGAUGUUUUUUAUUGAAAAUGUAAUCCACAAGGUUAGAGGAUCUUCUACAUUUGAAUUUAUUCUUUACACAAAUGACAUUACAUAAUACGCAAUAAUGUAUUAUUUCAAAAGAAAACGAUUAUAAAAAGGAAACAGAAGUUAUACUCACCAAGUUUAUGUCUAUAAUCUAAUAUAAGAAUUAUCUCAAAGGUAUUUUCUAUAGAGAAUGGUAUAAAGAGUUAUUAAAUAUAUAAAACGUAUUUUGACUAUAGGCAUAGCAUGUUCUUUCCUUUCAGAACAUAAUGUAAUUACAUGAAUGAGAAAGCAUUGAUCUUUGUAAAUAUAUAAAGCAACGAGUUAAAAUGGUAAAAAGAAACUGCCAUACUGAAUAAUACUUUAGGACAACAAGGCAUGAAGUGUUCACAGUUCGACAUUAUAAUGCUUAUAUCACCUUUCUUGUUUCAAAUUUAGUAGAAAGAACUGAACUGACCAUUCUAAUGAGAACGACCAUGCCCAUGUCUUUAUCUUCCUCGUUUGCUACUGUUCAAGUUCUUCCUUGUUUUAGUCUUGACUUUUUUAUGACAAAGAUAAAUUGUAUUUACAGUGUAUUGAUUAAAUAAAAUAUAUGUCAUAGUUGUA
Mercenaria mercenaria is the source of this 2847-nucleotide messenger RNA. RefSeq lists its product as uncharacterized. The record is from RefSeq and is a predicted model, not a curated record. Gene Ontology annotation, molecular function: zinc ion binding. The transcript is spliced from 2 exons. Lineage: Eukaryota; Metazoa; Mollusca; Bivalvia; Venerida; Veneridae. Bases 219 to 2009 code for a protein of 596 amino acids.